CUGAUUUAGAGGCGCACACUUCGUGGCAGUCGCGGAUGACAGACGUGUACUUUGUGCACAGAUUUCGCAUUGUGUUUUACUGUUCUUUAAAAAAAACGAAACAUUAUUGUGUGAUGGCGACGAUGGAGGAGCUGAAGCUGCGGGUUCGAGAGCUGGAAAACGAGCUCAUUAAGUGCAAACAGAAGCGGUGCGCCGGGGACGAUCAUGCUCACAAGCUCAGACCCAAAAUCCAACAAAUGAGCGCAGAAGUGGUGGAUUCGAACCCGUACAGUCGUCUGAUGGCUUUGAAGAGGAUGGGCAUCGUGGAUGAUUAUGAGAAAAUCCGCACCUUUACGGUGGCUGUGGUGGGUGUUGGUGGCGUGGGCAGCGUGACGGCUGAAAUGCUCACAAGAUGUGGCAUUGGUAAGUUGCUCCUCUUUGACUAUGAUAAAGUCGAACUGGCCAACAUGAACAGAUUGUUCUUCCAGCCUCAUCAGGCGGGCCUCAGUAAAGUGGAAGCAGCAGAGCACACGCUCAGAAGCAUUAAUCCUGAUGUGUCCUUUGAGACCCAUAACUACAACAUAACCACGGUGGCAAAUUUCACACACUUCAUGGACCGUAUCAGUCAUGGAGGGUUGGAAGAUGGGAAGCCAGUGGAUUUGGUCCUGAGCUGUGUGGACAAUUUUGAGGCCAGAAUGGCCAUCAAUGCAGCUUGUAAUGAACUAGGUCAGAUCUGGAUGGAGUCUGGUGUCAGUGAGAAUGCUGUUUCAGGACACAUCCAGCUAAUCGUUCCUGGAGAGACGGCUUGCUUUGCAUGCGCUCCUCCCCUGGUGGUUGCAGCUAACAUUGAUGAGAAGACCCUAAAAAGGGAGGGUGUAUGUGCUGCUAGCUUGCCAACAACAAUGGGCGUGGUCGCUGGCCUCCUGGUGCAAAAUGUACUCAAGUUUCUGUUAAACUUUGGAACAGUCAGCUAUUAUCUAGGCUACAAUGCUAUGCAGGACUUCUUCCCAACCAUGAGGAUGAAGGCCAACCCCCAGUGCCACGACCACCACUGCAGGAGACAGCAGGACGAGUACAAGAAGAAGGAAGUAGAACGACCAAAGGUGGAAGUUGUGGAAGUAGAGGAGGAAGUUGUACAUGAGGACAACGAGUGGGGUAUUGAACUGGUGUCUGAGAUGACCGAGGCAGAGUUACAGGCUGCGUCAGGACCCCUCCCUGAACUCCCAGAAGGCAUCACUGUGGCUUACACCAUUCCAGCUGUGCAAACAUCUAAUGAGGAGACUGUGGAAGACACUGAACAGAGCUUAGAAGAACUGAUGGCUCAGAUGAGGAAGUUAUAAGCAGCAAAGUGUUGUCUUUACAAAUUAUAUUUUAUCAUGUUCUCUCAGCAGCAUAUCAUCAAUCUCUAUACAUGAGCAAAUGCAUAAAUUGGCUAUGCAUUAUACACUGUCUGGUUAAAAUGUUUCUUUGAAAGAUGUGUUAAAACCGUAACAUGAAAUGUGCAACUGCUAAAGGGUACUGCAUGGUAACUACUGCUGACGGCAUAACCUUACUAAACCUUUGUUUUUUAACAAAGGCUCAUAGAUGAAAUGUUGCCAGUGUGUCACAAUAUGUUAUUGAUGCACCAGAAAAAUAGGGAGCACUGGUCCACAUAAACACAAAAUAAUGUCUGUGCAUUAACAUCUGUAACCAUAUGUAUCAUUUACAAUUUUGAUUUGAGAAUGUGGUGCAUAAAUGUUCAUUUUUCUGCUCUGUUAUUACCGUAAAGCUUCACAAAAACAGCCACUGCAACAGUAAUUAUAAAUUUCAUCUCAAUAAAGUAUUUAUUAAUGCAAA
Molecule: messenger RNA, 1815 nt
Organism: Thalassophryne amazonica
Lineage: Eukaryota; Metazoa; Chordata; Actinopteri; Batrachoidiformes; Batrachoididae
Gene: uba5
Product: ubiquitin-like modifier activating enzyme 5
Exons: 12
Coding region: 36-1319 (427 amino acids)
Biological process (GO): protein ufmylation
Cellular component (GO): cytosol; cytoplasm
Molecular function (GO): UFM1 activating enzyme activity
Source: RefSeq, a predicted model, not a curated record